This is a messenger RNA of Cladophialophora psammophila CBS 110553, 873 nucleotides long. Its product is annotated as 2,4-dihydroxyhept-2-ene-1,7-dioic acid aldolase. Gene Ontology annotation, molecular function: aldehyde-lyase activity. The record is from RefSeq and is a predicted model, not a curated record. The transcript has 4 exons. Lineage: Eukaryota; Fungi; Ascomycota; Eurotiomycetes; Chaetothyriales; Herpotrichiellaceae. The coding region runs from base 1 to 873 and encodes 290 amino acids. Gene Ontology annotation, cellular component: cytoplasm.
AUGGCGACCAUUAUGAAAAACGCAAACACCUUGCGCAAGGCGCUGAAUACCGGGUCGGGCCUCUCGUUCGGCGCGUGGCAGAUGCUGCCGGGGACGCACCUGUCGCGGACAAUCGCCCGGGCAGGGUUUGACUGGAUCUGUAUUGAUUGCGAGCAUGGCAAUAUUGCGGAUAACGAAAUGCACGAGUCUGUCCACGCCGUCGCCGCCUGCGACGUCAGCCCCAUAGUGCGCAUCCCCGCGAACGAAGGGUGGAUGGUCAAGCGAGCUCUAGACGCCGGCGCCCACGGCAUCAUCGUCCCUUUGCUGUACAGCGCCGAAGACGCCAAGAAGCUGGUGCAGACGGCCAAGUUCCCGCCGUAUGGCAAGAGAGGUUUCGGGAGCCCCUUCUCCAUGGGCGCGUUUGACGUCAAAGGCGAGCUGUCGGGGUUUGACUAUAUGAACAACGCCAACGAGAACCUUUUGACCAUUGUGCAGAUCGAGACCAAGGAGGCUUUGGAUUGUGUCGAGGAAAUCGCCAAGGUGGAUGGCAUCGACGUGCUUUUCAUCGGACCGUGGGACCUGGGCAACAACAUCGGGUACCCCGUCAAAGGAGACUUUAGCCCUGAGCUGAAGGAGGCCAUUGUGAGGAUAUUGAAGGCGGCACAAUCCGCCGGGAAAAAGUCAGGGAUAUACUGCCCGUCGGGCGAGGUGGCGCGACAAUAUGCCGACAUGGGAUUCCAGAUGAUCUCCGUGGUGAACGACAUGACGGCCAUUCCGGUAUUCAUGGCCGACUCGCUAUCCAAGGCUAAGGGGUCCUACGGCCACGCGGCCGCUCAGGCCGUCAAGGGCGCCGCAUACGGGGCGGUCAACAUGGUGACGCAGGACAAGAAAUAA